GGAUAUAAUGCCCAGUUUAAAAAGCAGUGAACACCCACAUCCACCAUACUCAAGGAGUUGGGUUUUAAAAAUGCAACAGAGCGAAGCGUGAAAUGGAAAUGCACAACUUGUAUGCUACUGCAAUUUAUUAUAAUAUUUUCAAUUGGAAAGUCAGUGUAUGACACAUUGCAAACUGGUACAUGUUACAAAUGUGUCAUUACUCCGACUACCAUGGAAUUACAUAGGUUUGGGCACUGAUCUACACUGUCAAAUAAGAAAGGACAACAACCCUGAAAUAUCUUGCUUCGUUUGAAAAUUUGGUGCAGAAUGUCUUGCAAGUCCAUCAGGACAGGGCAAUUCACCCAUUGUAGCCAAAUCGGCCCAGUUGUGUGUGUGAGAGAAAGUCUUACAGCUGGCAGCGUUAGCUUCUUUAUUUUUUGCAUGAUUAAGAAUAUUAUGCUUUGAACAUGACCUCAGCAGAGAUUAGACAAAUAAUGUCGUUUAUAUUGCAGAUUUCUGUAUUACCCCUCUGUGCCCAGAUUUAUAGAUAUAUCGUUUGCUGUCGUGUAUGGAUUUAACUACAAGUACCUUAGAACCAUAGCUACCGCACAUCAAUUUGUGCCAUAGAUAGGUCGACCGGGAAACCGGUUUCUGAACAACUGGUUAAAUUGUACUUGGGGAAAAAAAAGAGUAGUGGUGAGAGUCAAUGUAGUAUUGCCGUAUAGAAUAGUCCUUUGUGCUCACAUGCCAUCUUUAUGCAGAUAGACUUAUUGCACGAUAUUUGCUGCUCUUCACUUGCUUUCUAUCGGAGUGUGACUGCAGAAGAGCGUAGAUCCUAUCAGCUGUCGUUGGAUUCUUAGGAAGCGCUUUAGAGGUUUGUUUAUGCAGCACUACUUUUGUGUACAUCCGAUUUUUUUUUUUUUUACAAAAUCAGGAAUUAAUAGUGUUUUAUUUCUCGAAAUCAUCAGUUAACUUAUAUUAAAGUCGUUAUGACAAUUACAUUAUGUUUAAUCUUAAACUAUUGGACAUGAUUGAUGCCGAAUGGCUGGAGUAUUCCUCGGGUCUAUUUCUUCUGGAUGGCAGUGCUUCGCCUUUCUCCUCGCUCCCUGUGCUAUAGCCGCCAUCUUGAAUUUUUAUCUUAAUUUCUGAAAUGUUUUGUUUCCGACGAUAUUUUUUUCCGAUUACAGUGUCGUACCAAUUCUGGAUUAUUUUUUUUGUUGUUGUUGAAGGAUUAUCUAAUGUUCCUGCUCAUCUUGGAAUAAAUAUUUAGUGAGUAUUUUUACGUUAUUUGUUCAAUCGGUGAAUGGUCGUUGCAAGACGUCCCUGACACUUUUCUAUGGGUGGAAAAAUGUUUUCAGAACGUGACGGCCCCUAGCUUCCAGUCUUCCCCACUCUGAGUGCUCCCUCAACUCAGAGACUCGAUGCAACUGGACCUGGGGGCUUGUGGGUAUGAAGUGGCUGGGCCAAUCCAAGAGCAUGGUGUUGAAUGGCAGCAGGUACUCCACCAGUGAGCAGCAGCCCGUGAGCCAGAGCCAGACCCGCUCCCAGCAGCAGCUACACCCACAGAGGAGCUCUCUCCGACCAGGGACUGGCAGCAGGAGAUGUAGCCGCCGGUUCAGUGCGGCCAGCCUGGAGGCGGAGCGACGCUGUAUCCCGUCCUCUGGGAUGACCGCCAAGGAGCUGUGUGAGCACGAUGACCUCACCACCAGCCUCAUCCUCGACCCUUACCUGGGCUUCCAGACACACAAGAUGAACACCAGAUUUAGACCAAUCAAGGGAAGACAGGAAGAGCUGAAGGAGAUUAUCGAGCGGUUCAAGAAGCACGACAACCUGGACAAGGCUUUCAGAGCACUCACCUCUGGAGACUGGUCCAGACACCACUUCCUACACAAGUCUAAAGCCCAGGAGAAGCUCUUCAAACAACACGUAUUUGUGUAUCUGCGGAUGUUUGCGGCUGACAGCGGGUUUGAGAUUCUCCCGUGUAACCGCUACUCCUCUGAGCAGAACGGAGCCAAGAUCGUGGCCACAAAGGAAUGGAAAAGGAACGAUAAGAUUGAGUACUUGGUGGGCUGCAUCGCCGAGCUGUCGGAGAGCGAGGAGAACAUGCUGCUGCGUCACGGGGAGAAUGACUUCAGCGUCAUGUACUCGACACGCAAGAACUGUGCUCAGCUGUGGCUGGGGCCUGCAGCCUUCAUCAAUCACGAUUGCCGGCCAAAUUGCAAGUUUGUGUCGACGGGUCGUGACACGGCCUGUGUCAAGGUGCUAAGGGACAUCGAACCGGGAGAGGAGAUCUCCUGUUACUACGGCGACGGAUUCUUCGGGGAGAACAACGAAUAUUGUGAAUGCUACACGUGUGAACGACGUCUCACUGGCGCGUUCAAAUCCAAGGCCGGGCUGCCGGCGGAGGCUCCGGUGAUCAACAGCGCGUACGGGUUACGGGAGACGGACAAGCGCCUGAACCGGCUGAAGAAGAUGGAGGCAGGAGGAGAGGGCAGCAGGAACUCCGACAGCCACUCCGUGGGCUCCCACACCGACAUAGACUCUCAGGACAUGCCAAACACACACACGUCUGGAAGGAAAAGGACUUCCUCCAAUAUGAAGUUCAGCAGAACCAGAACUCGAAGCAGACCGUCUCUUUCCAGAGCACUAACCUCUACCUCACCUUCUAAACAAAGUCACAGAGACACUGGCAGGAUACCAAAGAGACUGCGAUCCAAACCCGCCAGGCCUUCGCUCUCCAAGGUCCGGUUGCGCAGUAGAUGCAGCAGGGGCAGAGGUUCGGAGCCCAAAGCGGCGGCAGCGUCGUCGGUGGCCCGAGGGGAAGUGCUGGGUACCGCCGGGCCUGGUCGCCUGGGUCUCCGGGAGCCGAGGACGUCGCCGCUGUGUAAGGCGGGCGUGUCGGUGAAAACGGAGAAGGAUGCACAGGGACCAGUCCAGACAGCACUGGGCCAGCGGGGGUGUCUGACCCGCCAUGCGGCCAAGGAGAACAACACCCCGGCAGUCCGCGAGGGCAGCCAGAACCAGCCUUGCACUUACAGGACUCGCAGGUCCACCAGGACCCUGGUAAAGGUCCAGGAGGCUGUACCCGGGUCAGCUGGGGUUAAACUGGAGCCCGGGGGCCUGGAGGGCCACGGCACCGUCCCUGGAGGGGUGGAGAUUAAAACUGAGCCUGCUGACCUGGAGCAGUACCUGGGUCACGGGUUGGGCUCGGAGCUGGGCGGAGGUCUGGAUGCUGGCUACACGAGCAGAGGGGUAUGUACCAGACGCAGCCAGCUCACCCAGCUCCGGCCCGAACGGACGAUAAAGUGCGAGGACUCGUCGUACGGCGAGCUGUUCCCGCCGGUAGCGGUGGCCCCGGUGGCGUCCUCCCAACAACCCCGUCACCACCACAGUACUGCCGACACGGCAGACUGCGACAAGAUGCUGCUGGGCCUCUCUGUCCCAGAGCACCACUGGGACUACAGGGGGAGCGAGGCCCUCCGGAGGGAGCGGGGGGAGGACAGGGACAAGGGGAGGGAGGACAGGGACAGGGACAAGGGGAGGGAGCCCCUCCGGAGGGAGCGUGGGGAGGACAGGAACAGGAACAAGGGGAGGGAGCCCCUCCGAAGGGAGCGGGGGGAGGACAGGAACAGGAACAAGGGGAGGGAGAAAGGGCGUCGGCAUAAAGAGAAGGGAGGUUACCGGAGUCACAGGGGGGACAGAGCGCAGAGCAAAGGGAAGAAGAAACAGCGGAUCACGCGCUACGACGCCCAGCUGAUCCUGGAGAACAGUGGAGGGAUCCCCAAACUGACGCUCCGCCGGCGCAGAGACAGCAGCAGCAGCAAGACCAACGAGCCCAGCGAGCCAAUCAGCACGCAGCAGCAGGCUAGCAGCACCACCACGACGCCGCAGCCUACCGCCCAACCCCCGGUCAACUCCUCUUCGUCAUCUUCCUCCUCAUCAACGUCCAAGAUCAGCAUUAUGUUCAGGAAGGACCCGUCUCAGGACAGGGAGAAGGGCAGUUCCUGCAGCUCCUACCACGUGUCCAAGCUGAACGGGUUUGGGCCUCCCGGGCUCCACAGCACCAGCAGCUCCACCAAGCUGAAGAUCCAGCUGAAGAGGGAGGACGACGGACGGGCCCAGACGCACACCGACAACAGGGGGGACACGGAGGGCUGCGGUCUGGGUGGCGGGGCCUUCGGCCUGGAAGCCAGGAACGGUGGGAACCACGUGGGGCACAGGAUACAAAACAUUGUGGUAGAUGAGUCUUCGUCUGAUGAUGAUGAGGAGGAGGAGGAGGAGGAUGACUACUUUGACGAUGAGUUUGAGGACGAUUUCAUUCCACUCCCGCCAGCGAAGCGGUUGCGUCUCAUCGUGGGGAAAGACUCAAUAGACAUCGAUAUCUCAUCCCGGAGGAGAGAAGACCAGUCUCUGAGGCUAAACGCCUGAUAAAGCUCUCUGAAUGGAGUUCAUAAUUGCGUCCCAAAUGUCAAACUGUUCCCUAUGCUGUGCACUACUUUUGUGUGUGGUUAAUAGCAGUACACUAGGUAGGGAAUAGGGUGCCAUUUUGGGACUCAAGUCCAUCACUCCACCUUUUACAUGUACAGAAAACACUUGACUCACUAAUCAACUGUUGUGUUGAUGAUGUUUAAAGAAGUACAGUCAUUUAAAAAAUUAAAAAAUAACUUAUAAAGUUGCAACAAAAAAGAAAACUACGCGAAUCAGAAGGAAGAUGUUUGUAUAAAUGGAAAAGUGAAUGCACUUCUGUCAUGAUUUAAUAUUCAUAAUGAACAUGAAUAUUGUAGAAGGUGUACAGAUAUUAUGGUGACUAUCCUCUGUCCCACAGACAGACUUAUUGAACUUUUUUAUUUUACAUUUUGUCUCACAGUACGCAAUUCUAAACUCUGUUGGCAAACCAGACUAUUUUUUUUUUGUUGUUUUGUUUUAUUUUUAAAUUGAGUUUUUGUAAAAACCCAUAUGAUAUGGGGAUAUGGGUCCAGUAACGUUCUGAUAGGGGUCAAUCCAUUCAGUUGUAGUAAUAAUGACAGGUUUCUAUAACCGUUCCAACUCAUGAGUGAACUCAGUCCCACCAACACACUGGAAUCAUAGUGGGUUCUAUCAGCUGCUCAUCAGGGUCUUGAGCUCCGUUCCAAUUCCGGAAACAAACAGGAAUUCCGAAUUGGAAUUGGAAUCUCUCAGUUUGCUUCCUUGUCUGAAUUGAAAUGGAAUUGAGUCCAACCCUGCUCCUCCUGUCCUCCUGGCUGUGUUUUUUUGUUAUUCUCUAAGAGAACGUUGACCCUGGCUGCAAUAUCCCAAAUGUGUUUAAAGCUCACACAGUACUGUUUACAGCAUGAUGGGUAAUGGGUCAUUGACAAGCCAACAAAUGGACCAAUGUUUUGGUAAUUUUUAAGCUUCAUUUCUGAUUUCUGGAGCCUCUGAUUGGGUUUUGACUAGAUCGUAUACGGCUACGGACAGAAUUAACUUCCUAGCAGGUUAGGAGAAUUAGGUUAAAGGUUAGGAAAAGGGUUGGGGUUAGCUGAAAUGCUAAUAUUCUACCCGACUCCAACGUACAACGAUGAAUUUUUUACCGUUGCUGUUAUACCAGGGGUGUCAAACUCAUUCCACGGAGGGCCAAAGUGUCUGCUGUUUUUGUUGGUUGUUCCUUUUAAGACCUCCACAACCAGGUCAGAAGAGUUUCCUUACUAAUUAGGUGACCUUGAGUCAUCAAUCGAGUACAAGUGGAGGAGCGAAAACCGGCAUCCACUUUAGCCCUCCGUAGAACACAUGCUGUAUACCGUCUAGCCACGAGAGGUUUAACGUUUUUAAACACUAAUCUGUUAAAUGAAUACAUGGCGUGUACGCUGUCUGCUGUUUUUUUUUUUUUUUAAACGCGUCAUCAGGAAGUAACACGAAGAAGACCAGAAGUCAUGUGACAGGAAGACUGAAUCAUGUUCUGGAAAACGAGUUCAGACUCACCAGGGUAUUUAGUUGUUGUUUUUCUUUAGCUCCAAAUCAAACAUAAUGAACACAUAAUUUCGACUUCAUCGAAAUGUUAUCCCCAACGAAAUAGUCAUUUUUCACAAACAGUAUUAGGUGCCUUACAAACAACUCUUGGGAGGGGGGGGGGGGGGGGUGUAUCUGUCGAAGGCCUAGUUUUUUAGAAAAAAAUGAUUAUCAGAAGGUGAAGAACUGUAGGUCGUCCCUCGGUAACUGUAACUACGGGAACACUCCCCCCCCCCCCCCCCCCCCCCCCAGUCUUUCUGUAUAGUCUUUCUGUUUGAGUUAUUUUAGGGCUGGUUUCCCAGACAUAUUCAGACUAGCCUCGGAACUACCAAGCUAUUCUCCAUCGACCGUGUUUUUUUGUUUGUUUUAGUCUUUAAUCCUUGUCUGGGAAACCAGUCUUUUCAGUGUGGAAGUACUGAACUGCCAGAUUUAACCCAAGGGAUCAACUGAGAUGAAUGUUACCUCCACUUUCUGUUGUCCUGUACUGUUCAUAUCACCAGCAAGCAGCGAAUCACAGUGAUAAACAAGGGGUUGUGUUCAUGUAGGUACAAGAAGGGGAGGGGCCUCCCUGGACUUGUCCAAUAAGAAAUUGUCACUUUUUUUUUUUCUGUUGCAAAACAUUUUCUGUUGUGUGCCCUAAUGAACACAACCCUGGCUAUACCGUGUACCUCCUCCCCCUGUAUGGAUGCCGGUCACUCUCCAUUCUGUACUGUUCCAGGUGUUACUGUGUGAUCUUAUGUUCAAUAGCCAGCUGUCGACAUUUCUGAUUUGAUGAAAUUCAAUAACAACAAACAAACAAAAAAAUGAAAGAAAUGUGAAUCGUUUGCAGACAUUUUUUUAGUGUUGCGUUGGGUUAGUGGGGGGGGAAAAACACUUAAAACAGACCUUUAAACCAGAGCAGUGCUUUUAUGUCCAGUAUGUAAAACAACAAAAAUCACGUGAACACACCCUGUACUUAUUUAACCGUUUUGGAAUACUUGAAAACAUAAAGUUUCUUUGUGAGAAUAAACUUAUUUUUCUGUG
Molecule: messenger RNA, 6984 nt
Organism: Oncorhynchus mykiss (rainbow trout)
Lineage: Eukaryota; Metazoa; Chordata; Actinopteri; Salmoniformes; Salmonidae
Product: histone-lysine N-methyltransferase KMT5B
Cellular component (GO): nucleus
Molecular function (GO): histone H4K20 methyltransferase activity; protein binding
Source: RefSeq, a predicted model, not a curated record